CAAGCGGCUACAUCGCCGCGCUCCGUCACUGCCAGGGUCCCAGCCUUCGCGGGCCGGGGCCUCCCCCGCUGCGGCAGGACGGGGAGAAGAACCAUGGCGUCCUGCGUGGGGAGCAGGACCCUGAGCAAGGAUGAUGUGAACUACAGGAUGCAUUUCCGCAUGAUCAACGAACAGCAAGUGGAGGACAUCACCAUAGACUUUUUCUACCGGCCGCACACUAUCACCCUGCUCAGCUUCACCAUCAUCAGCCUCAUGUACUUCGCCUUCACCAGGGAUGACUCUGUUCCCGAAGACAACAUCUGGAGAGGCAUCCUCUCUGUUAUUUUCUUCUUUCUCAUCAUCAGCGUGUUAGCGUUCCCCAAUGGUCCAUUCACUCGACCUCAUCCAGCCUUAUGGAGAAUGGUUUUUGGCCUCAGUGUGCUGUACUUCCUCUUCUUGGUAUUUCUCCUCUUCCUGAACUUCGAGCAGGUCAAAUCCCUAAUGUAUUGGCUAGAUCCCAAUCUUCGAUAUGCCACAAGAGAAGCAGACAUCAUGGAGUAUGCCGUGAACUGCCACGUGAUCACCUGGGAGAGGAUCGUCAGUCACUUUGAUAUAUUUGCCUUUGGGCAUUUCUGGGGCUGGGCCAUGAAGGCCUUGCUGAUCCGCAGUUAUGGGCUCUGCUGGACAAUUAGCAUCACCUGGGAGCUGACAGAGCUUUUCUUCAUGCAUCUGCUGCCCAACUUUGCUGAGUGCUGGUGGGAUCAGGUCAUUCUGGACAUCCUGUUGUGCAAUGGUGGUGGCAUCUGGCUGGGCAUGGUGGUUUGCCGAUUUUUGGAGAUGAGGACUUACCACUGGGCAAGCUUCAAGGACAUCCAUACCACCACAGGGAAGAUCAAACGUGCCGUGUUGCAGUUCACUCCUGCUAGCUGGACUUAUGUCAGAUGGUUUGAUCCUAAGUCUUCCUUUCAGAGAGUGGCUGGCAUAUACCUUUUCAUGAUCAUCUGGCAGCUGACUGAGUUGAAUACCUUCUUCUUGAAGCACAUCUUUGUAUUCCAAGCCAGCCAUCCCUUAAGCUGGUGCAGAAUUCUCUUCAUCGGCUGCAUCACAGCUCCUACAGUGAGACAGUACUAUGCUUACCUCACCGACACACAGUGCAAGCGUGUAGGGACACAGUGCUGGGUGUUUGGGGUCAUUGGUUUCCUGGAAGCUAUUGUUUGCAUAAAGUUUGGACAAGAUCUCUUCUCGAAGACCCAGAUACUCUACGUUGUAUUUUGGCUUCUUUGUGUGGCCUUCACCACGUUCCUGUGCCUGUACGGCAUGGUUUGGUAUGCAGAGCACUAUGGUCAUCGGGAAAAGACCUAUUCAGAGUGUGAAGAUGGCACUUACAGUCCAGAGAUCUCCUGGCAUCAUGGGAAAGGCUCAAAAGGUUCUGAAGACAGCCCACCCAAGCAUUCAAGCAACAACGAAAGCCAUUCUUCCAGAAGAAGGAACCGGCAUUCCAAGUCCAAAGUCACCAACGGAGUUGGAAAGAAAUGAAGGAGCCUCGUUAAUCUCAGACGUUCCAGAGAGUGCCUAGACCUGAGAGGGCAGCAGAACACAUUCGGACCUUCCUAUGUGGAGAUCAAAAAGUACAGAACAUACAGAAGGGACAGAGGGGGCUUUGGGGAUCAUGGUUUGAGAGUGUAAGUCUUGUCUCCCAUAACCCUGAACAUACGUUAGGCUGACCAUGACUGGGGUCCUUUGCCAACAGGAGGUGUCUCCUAACUUCAGCACGUGGCCUGUGGUUGCUGGUAGCUAUACAGUGUGCUGGGAGGACCAGGGUAGCUAGCUGUGUGCUCCUGGUUGCCAGCAAUGG
Molecule: messenger RNA, 1834 nt
Organism: Phodopus roborovskii (desert hamster)
Lineage: Eukaryota; Metazoa; Chordata; Mammalia; Rodentia; Cricetidae
Gene: Ptdss1
Product: phosphatidylserine synthase 1
Exons: 13
Coding region: 94-1515 (473 amino acids)
Biological process (GO): phosphatidylserine biosynthetic process
Molecular function (GO): L-serine-phosphatidylethanolamine phosphatidyltransferase activity
Source: RefSeq, a predicted model, not a curated record